CACGGAUGAGUAGCAGGUUUGUAGCUGUUUUAGAUCUUCUCCAGCUCUUCUAUCCGUACCCCUGUCUCUCUCUCCAUCUUUUCUAACAGUUUCUGAUCUCUCGAUCUCACCCUGCACUUUCUGCCUCCUGAAUGAAGUGUCAGUUUCCCUUGUCGCUAUGACGACGGAACUUGAAACUACCCCGGAGUGUACGAGAAAGCCUGAUCGAGUUUGACAGCUUUAAAAGAAAACUAUCUCUUUGUUGUCAAACCUGGCAGAAUUGCUGUAAAUUGAUACAUUGCAGGGACCUAACCUGCCCACUCAGGGCCGCCCCGGAUUGCCUGAAUUCAGAACUAAUGUGCAAAGUGGAGGAAAAUGAUGCAUAUUGUCGAGUUUGCAGAAAGAGGUGGCAAUAAUAGACAGGUACACGGGGACGGCGGUUCUUUAACAUGGAUGCUCUAUCUACAUUGCCCACUCAGCUCGCUGUGUGAUUAGCGAGCCUUUCCCGCCUGCUGGAGUGGAUGAGGGAGACUAUGUUGAUCUUUGGAUCCAGUUCUUCCACAGCAAUGUUUGCUACCCUUCACAGUUCCAUCGACUAACACCACCACACUAUCGCCAAACGGAGUUCAUGGUAUCAUCGCAGAGCCAGUACGGGGGAUUCGGGAUGGGCUUCGGAAACCUAUCGUUGAGCACAGCUGGACUGCCCUCCUUCAAGUUCCGUUCAAGAAGCGAAAGCCUGGACUGGAGGCGGCUCAGCACUAUAGAUGUGGAACGAGUGGCCAGAGAGCUGGAUGUCUCCACCCUGCAGGAGAACAUCAUGAGCGUGACCUUCUGUAACUUGGACUCUGAGAGGUGUCCCUCUUGCCAGAACUUGGUUGACCCAGUUUUACUGAAGGUAAUGAAGCUGGCCCAACUUAACACAGAAUACCUCCUUCACUCCCAGGACUACUUCACAAGCAACAUCCAGGCACUGGAGGAGCAGCUACAGCUGGCCAUGGAAGAGCUGGAGAAGAGCAGGCAGGAAAUAGUUAAGAAGACGGAGGAGUUAAAGGGCGUGAAAGAUGAGGGCCGACGGCGCAAAAAGAUGAUCGCAACUCUUCAGCUGCUUGUGCAAGCAGGAGCCAAUAAUUAUCACAAGUGCCAACUCUGUGACAAGGCAUUUGUGAACUAUUCCUUCAUGCAAGCACACACUGAGCGGCGCCACCCAGAGAUCACUCAGGCUGAGAGAAAAACGAAACAACAGACGGCGCAGAUUGUGGACGAGAUCGAGGAGCUCAGGGAGCGCUUGCGCCUCAGCCAGUCACAGCUGCAAGUCGAACGUGAGGCUGAUUCCCUCCGACGGGACCAGGAAGCAGAAAAUAUCCGAAGGAGAGAGGAGGAACUGAGGAAGGAAUUUGAAACUUGGAAGGUGGAUGAAAGGAAAAAGAUCCUUCAAGAAAUGGAUAGCCUCAGACAGCAACUUCUGAUGGAGUUCCAGGAUAUGACAUCAAAGAACCUGUCUAUUGAGGCUAAACUGCAGGAGAUUCAAUCGAGGAGCCCAGUAAUUUCCAAAGUGGAGACAUUUCACGAGAAGGAUCAAGCGGAAGAACUCAGAAACUGGAGGGAGAGAUAUGAGAAAUUGAAAAAGGAUUCCAAAAAGAAGAUGAAAGAUGUUCAUUCCGAGCAUGCAACUGAACAGGAACAGAUGAUGACUGAAAACGAAAGGCUAAGAUCGACUUUAUCAGCUGACCAGCGGACAGCAGCAGAAUAUUUCCAGAAGCAAAUCGGUGUACUCACUGCAAAAGUCAAAGAGCAGAGUGUGGUCAUCUUGUCACAGGGGGAUCAGAUCAGGACUGUUUCAUCACGACCUAUUCAAGCUGCUGUCGUGAGCCAAGAUUCAGAAUCUGAGAAAGAUGACGAUUUGGAGAGUACUUUAGACCGCAAGCAGCAGCUUCUGGACACCCUGCGGCAGAAUCCAAAAUUCAUCAAACAGUUUCGCCCCAUCUUGGAAGAGUCAUUGGAGGAGAAGUUGGAGAGCAUGGGCCUGAAAAAGGGUUCGAAGGGAAUCCCGGCCCAAACACUGAAAAGCAUGAGCAUGACAGUGGGGAAACAGCGUGAGAGCAAGGCCAAGCAUUUUCAUGAGUUCACCAGCCUUCGCAAGCGCUUUGCAAGGAUUGCCAUAGAGAAGGUGAAAGAGAAUCAUCACACCGAAGGUUACUCUCCCCCUCGGUCAAGUAAAGUGCGGAGACACAUCAGCUCAUCACUGAAUGCGGCGGGUGACAGCAAACGUCCUCGAGCUGUUCCAUCAAAACCAUCUCGAGUGAUUGACUCAAAGGUCCACCAGACUCAAGUAUCCAAACCAGCUGCACAGCACAGAACUGCCAGUCCACCUCGCUCGGCUGCACUUAGUGCCAGCACGCCCCCAUUCUCUUCUGAUGACGACUCCGUUGUGGACAGUGCCUACGUCACCAGUGUGGGUGUCAAAGACGGUCCAAAGGUCAGCAUUGUCCAGUGCAAACCGAAGCAGAGACAGGCCACCAUGAGUGAUGAUGAAGACUGGUCAGACACUGACAUCUCAACAGGGGUGCUGAGUCCACCUGCAGCCACCAUGGUCCGCAGUCCGCCAGGGACUAUGGUUCAAAGCAUGGCUAGGAGCCUGGAGAAGCAGAUGAGUUCUCCAGUGAAGAAACCCAUCGGGGGAGUGAAACUCCUCCCUGCACCUCAAGCCGCCCCUCAACCUUCUCCAAAGAACAGUACCAUGGUGAAGAAACUGCAGUUGUCGGACGAUGAGGAGAGCGAGCUGGACAUCUCGUCCAUCGAGGAUGUGUCAGAAGAGUUUGCCCCAAAAAUAAAAACUUCGAAGCCUGUGCCAGUGCCACGGCAAAGUAUUGAACCACCUCUCUCUCAGGGAACUAGUGCCUGGAGCUCGUCAGCCACCAGAGAACAGAAAGAGGCCAACAUGGGCGCUUCAUUGAAAAGCAGCAGUUUUGCCACAGUAACGGACAUCAGUGACUCCGAACUCAAUUUUCUCUGAUCACCAUCAAGACUUGCCUCGAUCGACAGAACCGUUCCCGUUCAGCUUCGUUCUUCAGCAUAUGUCCCCUCUGGCCCAGUCAUUGCUGUGUCCUAAUGUAAAGGCACGCCCUUGCUAUCCUGCCUGGUAACCUGUGCUGCCUGUUUGUCAGGGUCACUAACUCUGGUGGAGAAGAACCCUGAAGCUACCAUUAGAUGAACAUGUGCCACCAACUGCCUCUUCCCCAACAUCCUGACAUUGAACUCUAGGCACCUGCCCCACACUGCCCUCUCAUAACUGCUCACAUGGAUAGCCUUGAGUCAUAGAGUCAAACAGACCAUUAUUUUUAUAUAUAAGAAAGGAAUGCAUUUAAUAAAAAUAAAUGUUCUUAUUUUUCUUUGCCUUUG
Molecule: messenger RNA, 3378 nt
Organism: Amblyraja radiata (thorny skate)
Lineage: Eukaryota; Metazoa; Chordata; Chondrichthyes; Rajiformes; Rajidae
Gene: dzip1l
Product: DAZ interacting zinc finger protein 1-like
Exons: 17
Coding region: 608-2992 (794 amino acids)
Biological process (GO): cilium assembly
Cellular component (GO): cytoplasm; ciliary basal body
Source: RefSeq, a predicted model, not a curated record